AAGGGAUAUAAAGAAUUUCAGUGGAUUUGUAGACGUGUAAGCAGUGAGACAAACAGAACGAGAGAAACCUGAUACCAGUUCGACAUCCUGCAUGUACACAGUAUGUGGCAGAGUGCGUUUUCACUCUGCGUGUACAUCGUUAUCGCCCGGACGCAGUUCCCGCGCGAGUGCGUGACACCCGAGGUCCUGCGUAGUGGCACCUGCUGUCCAUCACCCACCAGUCUAGCCAAUGAUGAGUGUGGAGUGAGGACCAGGCGUGGUCAGUGUAUGCCAGUCGUCGUUGACCUGCGCCCACACGGUCCUCAGUAUCCUCACGAUGGACGGGACGAUCGGGAACGAUGGCCGCUGCGCUUCUUCAACAGGACCUGCCAGUGUAACAAAAAGUUUAGCGGGUACAACUGUGGACGGUGCAGAUAUGGCCUUACUGGAGCGAACUGUGAUCAGAGAAUCCGUGUGGUGCGUCGGAACAUCAUGCAGAUGUCUUCAGAGGAGAAACGGGCUUUCGUGAACGCUCUGGAUCAAGCCAAGAGGACGGUCCAUCCUGAUAUGGUUAUCUGCACCCGACGCUAUCAGGAGCUCUUGGGCCCAGAUGGAAACGAUGUCCGAUGCGAAAACAUCACCAUCUACAACUUUUUCGCCUGGACUCAUUACUAUUCGGUUGGGAAGACGUACAUGGGCUCAGGACAGCAUAGCUUCGGAGGCGUGGAUUUCUCACAUAAAGGUCCAGGAUUUCUUACAUGGCACCGGUUCCAUCUGCUGCAACUAGAGAAUGAUAUACAGGACAUGCUCAGGAACCGGACGUUCGCCCUGCCGUACUGGAACUUUGCGACUGGAAAAAACGAGUGUGAUAUCUGCACAGAUGACCUGCUUGGAGCCAGGAGCAGCUUUGACAUAAACAGCAUUAGCUCUAACUCUGUGUUUUCUCAGUGGAGAGUGAUAUGCGAAGACGUGGAGGAGUAUGAAACACAGGGGACCAUCUGUAACAGUACAGAAGGCGGUCCAAUCAGAAGGAAUCCUGGUGGGAAUGCUGCAUGGCCGAUCGUACAGAAACUACCUGAAAAUCAAGAUGUAAUUGACUGCCUGGAGCUCAACACAUUUGAUACACCUCCGUACUACUCCACCUCCUCUUUAAGCUUUAGGAAUACCAUUGAAGGAUACAGCACCUCCAAGGGGAACUAUGACCCAGGGGUGCACAGUCUACACAAUCUGGCUCAUCUUUUCCUGAACGGGACAGGUGGUCAGACUCAUGUGUCCUCUAAUGACCCCAUCUUUGUCCUGCUGCACUGUUUUACUGAUGCCAUAUUUGAUGAGUGGCUACAGAGACACCACCCUAGCACAGUGUUUUACCCCAAGGAAAAAGCUCCUAUUGGACAUAACUGGCGUUACAACAUGGUUCCGUUCUGGCCACCAGUCACAAAUGCGGAAAUGUUUGUCUCAGCGUCUGACAGUCUUGGAUACACCUAUGAAGUUCAGUGGCCAACUCGGCCGUAUACCAUCUCUGAGAUAAUUACUAUUGGGAUAGUGGCUGUGGUGCUGGUGGUGCUGGUGGUUUUUGGAGUCACUGCAUGUUUUGUCCGAGCGUACAGCUCACGUCAAGAGCUGGAACCACUACUGGAAGAACAUUUACAUUACUAUUCAAAUGAAUCCAAGUUUUAAUAUGGCACCUAAAGAUGGAUGCUGUUGUAAAAUUAAAGUUUUUAUUUUGGACCAUCUUACAUUAUUCAUCAGAAGAUUAUGGAUAUUAGACAGGACAAGCUGUUCAAACUGACUGUUAGAAUAAUGUUCACCAUUAACAAUCCCUUUUGAAUUUUUUACUCCCACAACAGUAUGAAAGGCUGUUGUUAAGCACCAGUUAAAAUGACACGUAAUGCAAUUUAACAAAGGUUUUUGGCGACACCUAGUGUACAGUUUGGGAAUGGUAUGUUGUGUUUUAUUUCUUACAAUCCCCAGACUUAGGUUUAAAUUUUGUUGAAUAAAUCUGUCUA
This is a messenger RNA of Clarias gariepinus (North African catfish), 1985 nucleotides long. It is a transcript of the gene tyrp1b, whose product is annotated as tyrosinase-related protein 1b. Gene Ontology annotation, molecular function: oxidoreductase activity. The transcript has 8 exons. Gene Ontology annotation, cellular component: melanosome. NCBI's taxonomy places the organism in Eukaryota, Metazoa, Chordata, Actinopteri, Siluriformes, Clariidae. The record is from RefSeq and is a predicted model, not a curated record. Bases 103 to 1656 code for a protein of 517 amino acids. Gene Ontology annotation, biological process: melanocyte differentiation; melanosome organization.